Molecule: messenger RNA, 2045 nt
Organism: Cryptotermes secundus
Lineage: Eukaryota; Metazoa; Arthropoda; Insecta; Blattodea; Kalotermitidae
Product: zinc finger protein OZF
Exons: 7
Coding region: 228-2006 (592 amino acids)
Biological process (GO): regulation of DNA-templated transcription
Molecular function (GO): RNA polymerase II cis-regulatory region sequence-specific DNA binding; DNA-binding transcription factor activity, RNA polymerase II-specific
Source: RefSeq, a predicted model, not a curated record
UACGAGAGAGAAAGCAAGCAUGUUGGUGCUUCUGAAUUGAAGAUGACCGACAUUAUUCGCAGUUGGCUUGCAGUUGCAACGAACCUGUGGGACCUGUGCGAGUACAUCCAUGUAAAUGCACUGCAGUGAACAGGGCAGCUAUGUCACGAGGAUUGUUGUAAGCCAAUUUCUUGUGCAAUUACCAACCAGUCGUGUCUGAUGAACACCUUUUAAGGUUAAGAAAUAUUAUGCAGUCUCUUGCUACAAGAGUGCCAAAGAUUAUACUGCAGAGAGUUGAGGAAGUAUAUCCUGCUUUGAAGGAAAGCUUGCAGAACAUUCAUGCCAUCAAAGUAGAAAAUGAUGUUCUGAUUGAAGAAAAUUCCACUGAUAUGAAAAGUGACAAGGUUUAUGCACCAGCAGCAUGUUCCAUAAAGGAGGCCGAACUCAAGGAGAACGAUGUUUCCAUCAAAGUAGAAAUUGAUGAUGUGAUCGAAGAAAAUUUCAUUGACUUGGAAACUGAUGGGGUUUAUACUCCAUCAGCAUGUUCCAUAAACAAGGUUGAACCCAAGCAGAACAAUGAUGCCAUCAAAGCAGAAAAUGAUAACGUGAUCGAAGAAAAUUCCAUUGACUUGAAAACUGAUGGGGUUUAUGCACCAUCGGUGUGUUCCAUAAACAAGGUUGAACCCAAGAUCUCUGCUGUCUUAUUGAAAGAUGUACCUGGUCCAUCCAGUGAGACGUGUAAUUGGGCCAUCAGUGUAAAAGUUGAAGAGGAUGAUCCUUUGGCGAUACCAUUUCCUGCAGUAAAGGCUGAACCUGGGAAUAAUCUGAAUGACCAACUCAUGCAUGGUGACGAGUCAUUUGCUCAUCAGACCACACUGAAGGAUCAUCAGAGCGCACACAGUGGGGCACAUUCAUAUUCUUGUAAUGUGUGUAACAAGUCAUUCAACAAUAAGAAAGUCUUGAAAGAUCAUCACCGCAUACAUAGUGAAAAGUGGCCAUUUUCCUGUGAUAUGUGUAAUACAUUAUUCAGAGAGGAAAAUGUUCUCAUGGCACAUCAGUGCAUCCCUAGCUUAGGGCAUGUGUUUUCUUGUGGAGUGUGUAGAAAAUCGUUUAGAUUCAAGAGUGAUGUGAAGAGACAUCAACGCGUACACAGUGAGGAGAGGCCAUUUUCUUGUGUUAUAUGUAAUAAACCAUUCAAAUGGCAGAGGGAUCUGCAGAUACAUCAGCGAGUACAUAGUGGAGAGCAGCCAUUUCCCUGUGAUGUGUGUAAGAAACAAUUCAAAUACCAGAGUGAUUGGAGGAGACAUCAACUCACACACAGUGGUGAGACGCCAUUUUCUUGUCAUAUAUGUAACAAAGCAUUCAAACGCCAGAGGGAUUUGGAGAUUCAUCAAAGUGUACACAGUGGUGAGCAGCCAUUUUCAUGUGAAGUGUGUAAUAAAUCAUUUAGUAGAAAUAGCAAUUUGAAGCUUCAUCAACGCAUACAUACUGGGGAGCGGCCAUUUGCUUGUGAUAUGUGUAAAAGACCGUUUAGAUGUCAGAGUAGUCUCAGGAGACAUCGACGUGUACAUAGUGAAGAGAGGCCAUUUUCUUGUGACAUAUGUAAUAAACCAUUCAAGUGGCAGAGAGAUGUGGAGAGUCAUCGACGCAUACAUAGUGGGGAACAGCCAUUCUGCUGUGAAGUGUGUAACAGGCCAUUCAGACAGAAGGCUCAUCUGAUUACACAUCAACGCUUACAUACUGGGGAGAGGCCAUUCUCUUGUGAUGUAUGUAAUAAAUUAUUCACCAAUAAGUUUGAUUUGAAAACUCAUAAACGCAUCCACACAGGUGAGCGGCCAUUUGAGUGUGAUGUCUGUAAGAAGUCAUUCAAAGCCCGGAGUGAGUGGAAGAGUCAUCUGCGUGUACAUAGCGAGGAGAGACCAUUUUCAUGUAGUGUGUGUAAUAAAUCAUUCAAAUGUCGAGGUAGCUUAAAAAAACAUCAAGAGGUACAUAGAUGGGAGCAUCAGUUUUCUUAUGAUGUGUUCUGAUGUACGAAAGUGCUAAAAUAAAUCAGUAACUGAAUGUCA